CAGCAUUUGUUUUAUUUUAGAGAGAAACCCAUAAAAAUAGAAAACAACCAUCCAUUCACCUUCGAUGGAGGUGGGUGGCGAUGCAUACAUUACUAUUGCCACCAUAUACUCUCAUAUGAGUAUCGGUUACUGCACCUUCCUUUGUUUCUUUGGCUCCUUGUCUGUCCUCACCACACGACUCAGUUGCUCCUCUACCACCUCAACAACCAGUUUACGAGAGAACAGGGCUGGCGGUCCUUUUUCCAAAUCUCAUGCACAUGUAUAUUACAUGAAUGCGAGUAUAUUUGUUCCAGAAUGGAUCUAUUGGUAUCUAUACCUGCCCUCUGUCUCAACCUACAUACCCUCCCCUUCGCGGAAAGAGAUUGGGGUUGAGUUUAGUUCACGGUUGCUUUCGGAGAAAAACACUGAGUACGAUGGGCACGAGUACGCGAUCCAAGCACUGCAUCGCCACCGUAUCUUCUGGUCAUCUGCUCAUACAUUACAGAGGCAAGCCUACGUACGCAGACUAUGUAAUUCAUAGUCCACUCUGAAGGAGGAGACAUGGUGCGUUGAAUGAGGUAUUCCUCCGUACUGGCCUCAAGUCGAUUUACCAAGGAUCCAAAGAAACAUCGAUCUUCUACAGGCUCUUUUUUUUUUUUGAAACGAGUUGGUGCGUGUGCAUGGGGACUGUGCACUGUAACAUGUAGGUUAGAUUUGGUCUCCUAUGCAAAGAGUAGUUGACGCGUAGGCCUGCCUGGCUGAACGUGCUCCUACCGCUUUCAAGCAUGUCUCCUGCGCAUCAGUCUAUGUAAAUGUUCAGCACACACACGGUCUGGGGGUGAAACGUGGCGUAAGGGAGCAUCAUGUGAUGUGGUAUGCCUCCUUCUUGCUGAUGCCUUGUCUGCUGCAUUACUUCCCAUCCCUCUCCUUU
This is a messenger RNA of Gamsiella multidivaricata, 910 nucleotides long. RefSeq lists its product as uncharacterized. Lineage: Eukaryota; Fungi; Mortierellomycota; Mortierellomycetes; Mortierellales; Mortierellaceae. The transcript has a single exon. Bases 65 to 520 code for a protein of 151 amino acids. The record is from RefSeq and is a predicted model, not a curated record.